CUGUGCUCACCAUUAGGAAUGCCUACAAUUGGCUAUACAUUUCCAUUUAGCAAACUAUAAAAAGGCAUCAAAAAAAGUUAUCAAAAACUAAUACUAGUACUUCAAAAACUUUCAGAUAGCCUACAAAGCUUGCAUACAAUGGCACACAGAAAGUUAACGGUGCUGUUCGCGCCCAUGCAGUUCGUGGGUCCAGUGAACUCCAGUAUAGGUAUGGCCGAAGUGUUGCGAGACAUCGGUCGACACCACUGUGUGUUUGCCGUCAAAAGUGAUUGGAAGUCACGGCUCGAGUCCAUUGGGUUUGUGGUGAAACUUAUCGGUGAAGAGGUGGCCAGGGAUGUAGUGGUCACCGACUCAGCCGAUACUAACGUGGCUCAGGCUGAGAAAUGGGGUGUCUUUAGGAAUGUGGAUCCAUUGGAACAGCUUAUAAACAAUGGCAAAGCAAUGGACAACUUGACGGAUUUUGUCGAAACUGAUGGCUAUCUGAAGACUAUUAUCUCAGAUGUCAAACCGGAUGUCAUAAUUAGCGACCAUAUGACCGUAUACCCAUCUAUGGAGACAUCGGGCAUACCCUGGAUAUUCUUUUGGAGCGCUAAUCCAUUAUCACUAGACUAUGGGUAUCCGGAUGAACGCCUCCCGCCCUCAAUAUUAGGAUUGCCGACAAAUACUGAGACAGAAGUGAAGGAGAAAUACAGACAACGGAUUAAUGCGGCAAAGAGUGAGUCGUGGUAUAGAUAUAGGGAUCAAUUGGUUUCAAUGGGUGGCACCGCACCAAAAGAGUUCUUAAUGUGGACCCCAUCCCCCUUUGCCAACCUAUAUAUGACUCCUAAGGAACUGGAUUAUACGGAUGUCAGACCACUUCCCGACAAUUUCUAUGCGUUUGAUUGUUUCAAACGCAGUGGAAAUGACGAUAACUUUGAAAUACCGGAAACUCUUAAGAAUAGAGCUCAUGAAGAGAUUGGUUGCGAUUUUGUCCAAAUCUAA
Messenger RNA from Oppiella nova, 981 nucleotides. Lineage: Eukaryota; Metazoa; Arthropoda; Arachnida; Sarcoptiformes; Oppiidae. The record is from the annotation of a GenBank genome assembly.